Messenger RNA from Colletotrichum acutatum, 387 nucleotides. RefSeq lists its product as uncharacterized. The record is from RefSeq and is a predicted model, not a curated record. The transcript is spliced from 2 exons. Bases 166 to 387 code for a protein of 73 amino acids. Lineage: Eukaryota; Fungi; Ascomycota; Sordariomycetes; Glomerellales; Glomerellaceae.
AUAACUCGCCGUGAAUCCCUCGACUUUCGUCCUCCCAGCCAUCAACAUCCAGCAUCGUUCUCUACACAAUAUAAUCAGACUUGUAAUCACUCUUUCUUCAUCAAUCCUAACGCGGCUUACCACACCCAUAAAUCCAUAAACAAAACAAUACCUCCCACAGCCAAGAUGCGCGCCUCAGCAGUUCUCAUGGCCCUCUUCGCCACCCUCGCCAUCGCCGUCCCAAGCAACCUCGACUCCGUCAACCUCCCCUCCCUCCUCGAGACCCGCCAAUGCGCAAAGGCGGGAACGUGCUCCAAGGGCGGCGACAAGGGCGAGAGCUGCUCCGCGCUUAAGUGCUGCAGCAAUUCCAAGUCUGGUCGUGGCGGACAGGUCUGCUGCUGUAACUAA